AGGGAACGCCCCAAACAUCACGUGGCCUCUCGCCGCUCAUCUUUUUUUCCCUCCACGCAAAAUUUGCUUUUACGAACAUUUUUUAAAGGUCUUGUCGCAAGUGGAGUUUUGUAUCUUUUUAAUGUUAUGGCCCUAAAUGGCGAGGAGCAAAUGGAUGAAAUUGCAGCAGAUCAGGUCCCAGCUGAAGAUGUGGACAUGGAAAAUGGAUAUGCAGAAGAUCUAAAGAAAUUGAUGGAUUAUGGCAUCAGUAAAGCUGUUUCCUUGGAGUUGGUUAAAAUAUAUGGAACAGGUAAAUUAUCUGCAUCAGAACUUGAUGAAAGAGCACUAGAUGCUCUCAAGGAAUUUAAUGCUGAUGAUGCAAUAAAAGUUCUAAAAGAAUUCAGUAGCAGUAACUUGGAGCACGUCACAAAUAAAAGCGCAUGGUUGUGUGGUCAGAUGAAGACCUACAGACAAAAACGCCAAGCUGGUGGUGCCGCAUCACUAGCAAAAGGCCCAGAUGAAGCAAAAUUGAAGGAAAUUUUAGACAGAACAGGUUAUUCACUAGAUGUCACAACAGGACAGAGGAAAUAUGGAGGCCCUCCACCAGAGAGUGAUGAAACACAGCCUGGCACAGGCCAUGAAAUAUUUUGUGGAAAGAUUCCUAAGGAUAUUUUUGAAGAUGAACUUAUACCUUUGUUUGAAAAGUGUGGCAAAAUAUGGGACUUGAGAUUAAUGAUGGACCCUCUCACUGGUCUCAAUCGUGGUUAUUGUUUUGUUACAUUCUGUGAAAUUGCUGGUGCUAAAGAAGCUGUCAAGCAGCUUGACAAUUACGAGAUCCGAAAAGGCAAAACGUUGAAGGUCAACGUCUCUGUUGCCAAUGUGAGGUUAUUUGUAGGAAACAUUCCCAAAAAUAAAACAAGAGAAGAAAUUAAAGAUGAAUUCGGCAAAAGAACAGAGGGUUUGAUGGAUGUGAUAAUAUACGGGUCAGCUGAUAACCCCAAAUUGAAGAACAGGGGUUUCUCGUUUCUUGAAUUCGACUCUCACAAAUCUGCUUCAACGGCGAAGAGGAAGCUUAGUUCAGGUCGUGUCAAGGUGUGGGGUUGUGACAUCAUAGUGGACUGGGCCGACCCUCAGGAAGAGCCUGAUGAAGAAACCAUGUCAAAGGUGAAGGUCUUAUACGUCAGAAACCUGAAUGCAGACAUCACAGAAGAAACAUUAAAAGAGAAGUUUGAGCAGUUUGGAAAAGUCGAGCGAGUGAAAAAAAUCAAAGAUUAUGGAUUUGUGCACUUUGAAGAAAGAGAUGAUGCCGUCAAAGCCAUGGAAACCAUGAAUGGGGAGAAAUUGGGGUCUCUGGAAAUUGAAGUGUCUCUAGCAAAACCACCAACAGACAACAAGAAGAAGGAACAAAGAAAACGAGACACUGUCCGAGUUCCAAGAGGUGGUUAUGUGGGCUGGGACGAUUACUGGGGCCCCCCUAUGGGCCGGAUGCCUCUUGGACCCCCAGGCCGUGGGAUGAGACGACCUAUGCCCCCUCCUAGAGGAUUUGGUGGAGAUCCAUACUAUGAUGACUACUAUGGCUAUGACGACUUCGACUACUAUGGUGGCUAUGCCCCGCCACCCCCAAGAGCUCGGGGGCGUGGUGGUCCCCCUCCCCCAGUGGCUAUGCGUGGUCGUGGGGCCCCUCCCCGAGGUGGGCCCCGCGGUGGGCCAGGGGCGCGUGGGGGCCCUGGCCGCGGGCUCCGAGGGGCAAGAGGAGGACCAAUGCCACGGGGCAGAGGAGCAAGUCCGCUGAGACCACCAAGAGGGGGAAAGAGGAAAGCGGGAGCAGACCUAAGUCAGGGUCAAACGAAGAGGAGGAAUCUGGAAAGCUGGGGUAAUCAGCCAAUUCCUCAACAACCACUUGGCUCAUAUGGCGGAGGCUACGCUAAUGACUCUGAGUGGUACCAGGAUUCAUACGGUCAAAACUGGGGAUAAGAUUUAAAUCAAAUGGACAAAUUUUGUUAAAAACUUUUUGCUGUAAUUGAAAUUUUAAAAUUCUGACUGGCUGUAUUGUCAUGAACUUGUUAUUCACAUAUAAUCCUUUUUGUACAUACGCCAUUCAUCACUGGAUUGGAGAAAUGUGAAUGAUAAAAUUGAUUUGUGGCCUCUGCAAGGAAUCUCAACGGGAUACAUAACUUCAUAACUGUGACAAGACCUAAUAUCAGCAGGUCCACAACAGUUGUCAACUGUUUAUAAGAAAAGUGUAAAUGGGGUCGCAGACAGCACAUGAAACAAGAACAAAUCAUGAAGUAAUUUUAAAAUUGCAUGAAAAACGGUUUCAAAAAUUAUGUUGUCAAUUUGUGCUUGAAAACUUUGAUUUAGUAGCGCAUUUAUUUCAUCCCUGCUGUAAAGUUGGGGACUUGUCAAUCAUGUUGUAUCAUCUUGACAAAAUGAAAUGAAAUGUUCAUUUUGUCUCAUAGCAUUCACAUACAACUUCAUACAUAGAACAUAACUACCAACUUUUGGAAUAGUGGUUUUUAGUGUAUUGUAUUUUUUCUUUGGCAUUUUAAUCAUUUUUUAUGGAUUUCCAAAUUGUAAAACUAAAAUUGGAAAAUAAAGUCUCAGUUUUAUGUGUAGCUGUCUAAA
Molecule: messenger RNA, 2604 nt
Organism: Gigantopelta aegis
Lineage: Eukaryota; Metazoa; Mollusca; Gastropoda; Neomphalida; Peltospiridae
Product: heterogeneous nuclear ribonucleoprotein R-like
Exons: 12
Coding region: 127-1953 (608 amino acids)
Cellular component (GO): ribonucleoprotein complex; nucleus
Molecular function (GO): mRNA binding
Source: RefSeq, a predicted model, not a curated record